GUCAGUUUCCCAGCAGACAGAAAGGAACCGGCGGUGAGCCGGAGAGAUUCCCGCCUGCGCACCAGCUCGCCGGAACCGUUGCCUCCCCUCCGCCGCCCACCGCAAAAUGGCCGGAGCCGAGGGCGCGCAGCGCAACCACCCCUGCAGCAUCUGCAUGGAGCCCAUGGCGCCCGCCGCGGCGCACCGCGGCGGCGCCGCCUGCGCGCACGCAUUCUGCCGCGCGUGCCUGUCCGGCCACGUCCGCGCCAAGCUCGAGUCGGGCGGCGCCGCCGGAGGCGGCGUGGUGCGGUGCCCCGACGCGUCCUGCGCGGCCGCGCUCGACCCGGAGCUCUGCCGCGGGGCGCUCCCCUCCGAGGUCUUCGAGCGGUGGUGCCGCGCGCUCUGCGAGUCCCUGUUCCUCGGCGCGUGCCGCACCUACUGCCCGUUCCCGGACUGCUCCGAGAUGAUGGUGGCGGACGACGAUGGCGGCGAGGAGUGCGUGACCCAGUCCGAGUGCCAGGGGUGCCGGCGGCUGUUCUGCGCGCGCUGCGGUGUGCCGUGGCACGCCGGCGUGUCCUGCGAGGAGUUCGCGCGGCUCGGCGAGGGGGAGCGCGCGCGGGAGGACCUGCUGCUCGUGGAGGCCGCCCGCGAGGGCAACUGGAAACGCUGCCCGCGCUGCAGGUUCUACGUCGAGAAGUCCAGUGGCUGCCUGCACAUUACCUGCAGAUGCGGGUUUGAGUUCUGCUAUGGAUGCUCUAAGCCAUGGGCGCUGAUACAUGACGACUGCCCUGGGGCUUGAAACAGGUCUGGCUUCAUUUCUGCUGUAGCUCCGGGAAGCAAUGGGAGCUGAUACAUGACGUCGGUUUCGAGCAUGAAGUAGGUAUGGAUGUUGCUAUCAGUAGGAUUUCUCUGGACUCUCAUGUAAACCAUGAAUCGUUGACACUCCACAGCCUCCUACAGAAUUUUGGAAGGUUCGUCUCCUGUAUGGGGUUGGUCUUAACAAACCUUCGUUGCAUA
Messenger RNA from Setaria italica (foxtail millet), 996 nucleotides. Its product is annotated as probable E3 ubiquitin-protein ligase ARI9. NCBI's taxonomy places the organism in Eukaryota, Viridiplantae, Streptophyta, Magnoliopsida, Poales, Poaceae. Gene Ontology annotation, cellular component: ubiquitin ligase complex; cytoplasm. The record is from RefSeq and is a predicted model, not a curated record. The transcript is spliced from 3 exons. Gene Ontology annotation, molecular function: ubiquitin conjugating enzyme binding; zinc ion binding; ubiquitin protein ligase activity. The coding region runs from base 107 to 778 and encodes 223 amino acids. Gene Ontology annotation, biological process: ubiquitin-dependent protein catabolic process; positive regulation of proteasomal ubiquitin-dependent protein catabolic process; protein polyubiquitination.